UCCGGAGGUCUCAGGGCAUUCAUUGAUUCCAUUCAUCUAAUCUUAGUGUCCACACGUCGUCUAUUCAUUGAUCAGUCCCGCAGCCGCGCAAUGCAAAAACCACCAAUACCACUUACAGAGACAAUAAAAGCCGAUGCUCCCUGCAAUGCAGUCAAUCAGAUUUCGGCAACAGCGGUAGGCCAUACCCAUGUAGCCCUCCAUAAUAUACGAUCUCCAUCCAUGACACCCUGUUCCUCCCAGUGAUCCUCCUCCUUAUGGUCAGUCAUGCCACGAUUCCUCGUCGAGCUCGUCCUCCCCCCAGCCCUCGCCCAGCCCAUCGCCAUCCACCACCUCAUCAUCGUCAUCGCCCGCAUCAGACACGCUGCCAUACGCGCCAUACGAGUACCAAUCGUACAUGUAAUCGUUGUAAUCGUAUGGACCCCCUCGCCAUCGUAUGCUCUCGAAGGCCUCGAUGGCCUGGCCAUCCAAGCCCAGGUCCUGUGAGAGGUACGUCCUGAUUGCCGUGUCAGUGUCAGUGCGGCUCGGCGCCCUACGACGCCUGACGCUCCCGGGAGGCCCCUGGUAGUGGCUGCCGCUGCUGGCUUCGGGCUGCGAGGUCUUGUUAUGCUGAGCGAUGUAAUGGAGAGUAGUGCCUUCACGAAUGGCGAAGAGAUCCUCGAUCGAUAGUGAGAAUGACGCCACGCGGCGGAAGGGAGAGGCAUCCAGCCGGAAAUCUACAACCCGAAACGAACAAGCAGCCAACAGUGGUUUGAAGGGCGGCAUGUGCGUCCCCUCUUUUGUGUGAGUGAGUCACCUUGGUGUGAGCCUGGGAAGAUGCCAGCAUUCUUGUACUCGCCUUGGCUGGAGCUCAAGAGAUCCAAAUACGCCAACAGUCGGCCCUUCGACUUGCCCUGCACCAAUACAACCACGCGACGUGUCACAUGUAUGUUACAUCUGUGAUUGGUUGGGGUUGGGUCGCUGCGUACCAGCCCUGUCAGAGAGUCUUCAGUGUCGUCUGUCUGAAGCUUGGGCUGAGGCGCGGAUGCAGGGGUGUACUGCUCGAUCGGGUUGCCGUGGUCAUCAUACGUCAGCUCUGAUGCCUUGUCACGCUCUCGAUCCACCAGUCCACCACCACGCUGCAUGCAUGUACCAUAUCACCCCCACAGGCACACAGACAGACAUGUUUCGUAGAAAGGAACGCCCAACCUCUUCUCAGCCCUGCUGCUCACCGAUGUGUGGUCCCGGUAGAGAGAAGACAAGGCAUUGAGCAGCGGAUAGCUGAAGCAGCCAAGAACUCCGCCCAGCAGCAGCAUUCCUUCGCUCCACUCUAGCCGCCGAUUGGUCAGCAGCUGAUGACGCCGGCCCUGCUCGCAGCUCGGGGAAGAAAUACACGCGGCUGUGUGUCAUCUGGAAGGGGUGGAACAUGCCAUCAUACCGCCACUUGCACUCCUUGGGUGCAUACGAGCUGUCGGCAGUCGAGGAUACCGGGAAGCCGGCGAGGGCCAGCGAAUGGGUAGAGUGUCCCACCCACAGGCCGAAUGAGGGGGAAGGCUGAAAGUAAAUUGCAGCCUUUCCACACUGUACCUUGAGCUGCUGGCCUCCGACGCCAGGAAAGGCAGAAGGGAGGGUGCGAGGGAUAGUAAGGGCUCGGGGGCUAGACAAAGGCCGCUCAGAAGUCUCAGUCGCGAUGGCCUCUGGAAUGAUCCGCACCUCCGUGCCGAGCCUGCUGUCCAGCCGCACCUCAGUGCCGCUCAUGUAGUGCACCACACGAAACCGAAGCACCUCCUGCCGGCGCCAGACAAUGCCAACGUCGCUAGUGACGGGCGUGGGGACAUUGUCCUCCCAAGGACCGUGAUAUGGGAGGCCAAGAGCCACGAUCGUGUCGCCAUGGCGAGGGUCACGUUCAGCCAACCGGUCACGUUCAGCCAACCCUGCAGACAGAAACAACGCAUCGGAGAUCGUGAGGGCAGACGUGAAGAGUGGCCUGCUCUUCCUGACAGAUGCUUUUCCCCACCUGGCAUCGCGACUGCCGACGGACGAAUCGCGACUGCCGACCCACGCAUCGUGACUGCCGACCCACGCAUCGCGACUGCCGACCCAACCGGGCCCGUGAGCGGAUGAGACACUGGCUGUUGUCGGCGAGCCCUCGUUUCCCUGACACUGAAAAGGGUCGCCCCCAAUCUCUCGGACAGGCGCAGCAGCACGCCGACGAAUGGCGACCCUGCGCUCACGAAGAACGACACCUCAGGAUGCCAGAAGGGGACGUUGCUCCCAAUCUCCUCCCCAUCAAUCUUCUUGGGCGGCGGCUCUUUGCUCGGGUCGAACACCGAUGUAGUCAGCCGCUUGCCGUCCGGUGUGAAGGUCUCCAGCCAGAUGGCCGUCGGCAGGGGGUCGGGCGGCUCGCGAUGGUAACGUGCCUGACUGACAGGGGAGGGCACCCACGCCUGGCGUGCGGGAGAGGCUCCUAAAGCCCUUCCUCUCGGCCUGCCCCUCCCUCCACCCCUCCGCCGUGAUGGCCAAACGGCUGGUGCUGCUGCUGGGGGUGGGGGUGGGGGUGGUGGAGGCGGGGGGAGAGGGUUCCACUGUGGCUUCGUCCAUACUUGAGUGAACCGAACCAGCACGACACUGCCGUCCACGCCAGCUUUCGUCGGGACCAGCAGCGCCGCGGGGGACAGCCGCUCGAAUGACGAGAGGCUUCCUCGAGGGCUGCCACUUCUGCCUCGAACAUCAGGCGGUCCGCCUCGUAUGCGGAGACUUCGGGAUAGUACCGGCUGUCACACCCUCGUGCAGCGCCCUCGUUUGAAGGAGGACUCUUCUUCGGUGGGCGCGCCGCGUGCGACUUGCAGAAGAACGCCCUGCAGACCACACAGUGAGUAUGCUUCGAGUGAUGGUCGGUGUCUGUGCGUCUUGACAUACCUGCCGUGUGCCACGAACAUAGUGGUGGGGAAGAAGGACAGUCUGCCACAGGGCUUCCACUCGUCCGUAUGGGCGUCGUAGCGCGACACGAAGGCCUCUGGCGCCUGAACAUUGAAGGCAGAGACGCAGUAGAGGCAGCCGUGGAGGACGAAGCCAUUGCCCUCCUCAGACGUCCUGCCUGGCAAAGGGCCUGCACACAAGACAAGACACAUGCAGUGAGUGACUCACAGACAUCGACCUGCCAGAUCUUGCCUCACGUGAUGGUGUCGGCUUUGGCGUGAAUGAAGGAAGCAGCCGCACACGCGUCUUCUUCACCCUUUCCUCCGUCUCACGAUCGGCCACCGAGAACUGCUUCCUGUGCCACUUGGCGAAGAGGGAUGACAGGUUCCUCGGCAGGUCGCCCCAGCACUGCUCCGAUGGGGUGCCCAGGAAGAGGACACUUGUGCCGGUGUCCCAGAAGAAGUCGCGCAGACUGCCCGCACACCACUGCUCCGCCGCGGUAAGCAGUAGGGAGGGGAGGAGGGACGAUGGGGGAGGGGCGGAGGGCUCGUCCAUGAGUGGCUGAAGGCCGCAUCCCUUGGCAGUGUUGACGAGCCACCUCUCGACACCGUCCCACGGGCCGUUGGCUGCCUCGCCAUCACCUCCCUGCAACGCAGAUAGCACGCGGACCAGGAAGUCGAAACCCAGGGCCGAUGACGCCUCGUGGACGACGGCACAGGUCACGCCGCCGACUUGGAUGAAGGGAUUCGAGCUGGAUCCGUGCAUUCGGCCCUCGUAAGCUGUGAGGAUGUGCUCGAGAGGGGAGCCUCUGAAGAGCUGGAAGGUGGCUGCGGGAAUGGCGACGUGGACGCCACGGGGAGAAGCAGAUCCGUCGACAGGUGCCUCCUGCUCCAGGAAGAAGACAUUGAUACAUCCGUCAUCGCCAACGUUGGGUCCCUCGAUGCUCCCUUCAGCGUAUGAGUGACCAUCCGGGUGAAGCAGCGGAGGGUUGAAGGGCGAGGCAGAUGACGAUGCUGCCGCUGCCAUCCCACGAACAACGCUGAUUCCAGGGCG
Messenger RNA from Vitrella brassicaformis, 3948 nucleotides. Lineage: Eukaryota; Vitrellaceae. The record is from the annotation of a GenBank genome assembly.